GCCCAGACAGGGCGGGGCUCUACGGCUGUGGGGGAGAGUGGUGGUGGAGGCUUUCGGUUUCCAUGUGAAGGCGGGCUUCUUUUCGGGAGCCGCAGCGGCGGGGUGUCUGAAGGUGUAAGAAAUCCCUCGUUAAAACUUCGCUUGAGGAGUUUGUGGGUUAAAGUAUAUGGAAUUUAGAAUUAAACACACAUGGGAUGGUUUACCUGUGAGCCAUAACCUGGUUAUGAUUUGGCUGAGGCCAGACAAUGCAGGACUGCUAAUGGAAGUUCAUGGUCCCUUCUGUAAUGACCCUCAAGCACCACUUGGAGAGCCAGGGAAACCUUUUGAUAGGCUGUGGGACUAUGAGGGAAGAGCUAAUCUUACUAGAUUUGCCUUAUUUUUCUCCUAUAUCAAGAAAGAACUUCCUUUAGAGUUUGAGGUGACCGUAAUGAAAACCAAAUGGGAGGUCUUCCUUUCCUCUGUAAGUUGGUCAAGACUUGUAAAUUUUGGCUCCACUGGAGUGCGGAUAUGUCAUAAAGCAAGAUGUCAUUGCUCUUUCUCUGACAGCGGUUCCAGGCAGCAUAAGCUGAGGGAGUUUAAAAGUCAUUGUCUGGAAUUUUUCAAGGAUUUAGACAUGAAAGAAGUAAUAGGAGAAGACUGGAAGCAGCUGUGAUGGACUGAGAUGUUAUUAAUGUCUUAAACAUUGUCAAAAUCAUAGAAAGCCUUUUUGUCAAGCUGCAAGGAAGCAACUGCCUGUCUGCAACCACUGAAAUCACCCCCUCUUCCUCAAUAUGCUUCUUGACUGGAAUUUGGACUGUGAAGGGAAGCUUGAGAUAAGACUAUUGUCUAAUCAUCUCAGGUCUGAGGAGAAGUAAACAAGGCUCAGGGAAUCUGACCUGGCUGAGCUCAGUGGGUGGCAGAGGAGAACGGUUUGGGGAGUGUGAUGGCAAAAUCUCUCCACACGAAACAGAGUAAACUGCCCCCCCCCCCCGGAUGACCACGUACACACGGGGCAUUCACAUGAGAGGCAGCUGAGAAGGGGCCAUAAACAAUCAAAGACCCCCAAGGUAUCCCUCUCACCACCAAGAAGACCAGAAAAAUGGGACCUAUGGGAUGCUGCCCGAUUACAUGGAGUGGUGAUACAUUUUCUAUUUUUCUCUCUCUCACUCUCUUCUUGCCCUUGCCACCCUUUUUCUAUUUAUUUCUAUCUCUCUCUGUCUCAGAUUUACUGUUAAAUACACCAUUCUGAGCAGAGUUUUUUAAUAUCAGAUUAGUAAGGCUUUCCUUGACAAAAGUCAUCAAUCAGUCAAAAUCAACAGUAAAGUAUGUGACUCAGUUGAUUCUAAAUGAAUGAACAGCUCAUGUUUCAAUUCAUCUGGGUAUGGAGUUUUUCAUCUGUGCAAGAGAUAAAUCUAUUGCUACCAAUGACAGUGGAAAAAUAUGCUAAAAUUACAGCUGUGUUUUCAUGAGAGCUCUAAAGCCCGAUAAAGGCCAAUACCUGGCUUGAAAUCUUUUGGGUUCUGGUAGUUGCUGCAUUUCUACUGUAUUUUCACUGCUACUUUUUUGUUUCUUGACUGCUGAAUGACAUUCUUAUGUGCCUAAAUUUUCGAUUAAAAUCAGCAGAAAAAAUGCCUCCUUCAGGAACAGAGAGAAACGUAGCUUUCAUGGAUUUUGGUGGCCCAGUACUUGCACUGCAAGUAUAACACUACCCUUUCCUCUAUGUUCCUAUACUUGAUGUUUUCCCUAGCCUGGUGCCAAAGUGAGAACUUCAUCUGUAUUACAGACAUCUUGGCUUCAAAUUCAGUGUGGAGUUUCUAGUGAUACUUAGGUACAGAGGAUAGAUUUAGAAAAGGUUAUAUGAAUUUCAGGAAAAGUUUCUGGAACACAUAAUGUUCAGUAUAAAAUCUUUUGAUAGACUUGAGUGCCUACAAAUGAUGGUUCGUCCUGUUGUAGCAGGAUAGCCCACCCUGAUAAGGCCUAGAAUCUGAUCAGAGAAUGCAUGCAAUGCAAACCAUCACGCAAGGUAUCAUGCAAGUUCAACUGCUGGUGCCAGGUGCUGUCUUGGUAUUGAAUUAUGCCAAAACCAACCUGGUUCACCAGAUUUGGAAUCCUGCUUUUCUGAAGCAGAAUUUGACAGAUAAGCUAGUCUGCUUGCCUGUAAUCUGUGACUACCAGAGUAUAUAGUUAUAUAGUCUGGCACAACUAUAAAAGCCCGGUCCACCUUUCAUUUGUCAGACUCUUCCACACACUUCCUUGAAGUGUGGAGCUUCUCCCUGAAGCAGGGAUGCCUCUUCCUGGUUACUCCCUAGGGGUUAAAAGAUCUAUGUGCUAUCUCAUCUCUACCAAUCUCUACUUAAUGAUUGUUUCUUUUGUUAGCUUUGAUACAAUUGGUUUAAUAUAAUUGCUUUGUUACAGCUUUGUUACUUUAUGUUAUAUGAUACCCUAAUAGGAGAUUUUUAGCUUUUAUAUUGUGUAGUGUAUAAUUCUGAUUAUGAUCUUUCUUCUGUUCACUUAUCUGUUCAUUUGCAAUAAUAGAUAAUUCAUUUUAUAUAAAUAUAUCCAUUUUGCCAUUAUUAAAAACUUGCAGAACAAACUGUUUUAAU
Pseudopipra pipra is the source of this 2582-nucleotide messenger RNA. It is a transcript of the gene C4H4orf33, whose product is annotated as chromosome 4 C4orf33 homolog. The transcript is spliced from 6 exons. The coding region runs from base 167 to 652 and encodes 161 amino acids. The record is from RefSeq and is a predicted model, not a curated record. Lineage: Eukaryota; Metazoa; Chordata; Aves; Passeriformes; Pipridae.